AUGCCCAGCGACGCGCGAGAAAUCCCCAACCAGGCAUGGCCCCCGAACCCCACCCCAAACCACCACCGCCACCACCGCCUCGCCCCUCCGCCGCCGCCCCAGGUGCUCCACAAGAGUGACAAGGCGGAGGAGCACGCGGCCCAGGUGGCGGCAUACAUACGCGCCCACUACCCAAAGGGGGAGUCAGGCAUCGUCUACGCCCUCGCGAGGAAGGACACGGAGCGGCUGGCGGCGGCGCUGUGCGAGGCCGGCCUGGCUGCCUUGCACUACCACGCAGACAUGGAGCCCGAGGCGCGCCAGGAGGCCCACAUGGCCUGGAGCGCAGGCACCGUGCAGGUGCUCUGCGCCACAAUCGCUUUUGGGAUGGGGAUCAGCAAGACUGACGUGCGCUUCGUCAUUCAUUCAACUCUGUCCAAGAGCAUCGAGAAUUACUAUCAGGAGAGCGGCCGCUGCGGCCGCGACGGGCUGCCCGCCAAGUGCGUGCUGUGCUACAGGUUUUCAGACGUCCUGCGGCAGGCGGCCGUGGUGUGCGUGGAGCCGUCGUGGCGGCCGUGCCUGACGGCGAUCGCGCGGUACGCCUCGGGCUGGGCCGGCUGCCGCCGCGCCGCCAUACAGCGCCACUUUGGGGAGGCGGCGGGGGGCGGCGGGCCGCAGGCGGCGGCGGGCGGCGCCGGGCGGCACCAGGCGGCGGGGCGGGAGCCUCCGGGGCAGGACUUGACGCGCGAGGGCGUGGCGCUGGUCAAGACACUGCAGGGCCUGGAGCGCGGCAGCGGCAAGAAGCACACCCUCACGCAGCUGAGCGCGGACCACGCCGCGGCGGCGGGGCUGACGCGGGACGAGGCUGAGUGGCUGGCCGGCGCCCUGAUGCUGCAGGGCUACUUGUCGCUCGAGUUUGGAUUCACAGCUUACUCCACAAACUGCUAUCUGUCCCCGACGGCAGCCGGGGCGUCGUUCGUGGACGCGGGUGGUCGCAGGAAGCUGGUGCUCGUGAAGCCAUCCAUGCGCUCCGUGGCGCAGGCGACGGCCGAGGCGGCGGCGGGGCCCAGCAGCGGCGGGGCCGCCACAGAGCCGGGUGGCAAGCAGCAGCAAGGGCAGCAGCAGCGGCAGCAGCGGCAGAUGCGGGCUUCGGAGCCCAAGCAGCUGCUGCAGGGGCGGCAGCAAGCACAGCGGGGCUGGGGGCGGGCGCGGGCGGACGUGGAGGGCAGUGACGAGGCACAGCAGGAUGGGAACGAGGAGGAAGAGGGGGUCGUGGAGGUGGACGAGGAGGAGGAAGACGAUGAUGAUGAGGAGGAGGAGGAGGACGAUUUCAUUCCGGCCCGCCGGAAGCAGCGGACUCGGUAA
Monoraphidium neglectum is the source of this 1341-nucleotide messenger RNA. Its product is annotated as ATP-dependent DNA helicase Q1. Bases 1 to 1341 code for a protein of 446 amino acids. Gene Ontology annotation, biological process: double-strand break repair via homologous recombination. The transcript is spliced from 12 exons. The record is from RefSeq and is a predicted model, not a curated record. Gene Ontology annotation, cellular component: cytoplasm; chromosome; mediator complex. Gene Ontology annotation, molecular function: 3'-5' DNA helicase activity; four-way junction helicase activity. NCBI's taxonomy places the organism in Eukaryota, Viridiplantae, Chlorophyta, Chlorophyceae, Sphaeropleales, Selenastraceae.